This is a messenger RNA of Mesorhabditis spiculigera, 348 nucleotides long. Lineage: Eukaryota; Metazoa; Nematoda; Chromadorea; Rhabditida; Rhabditidae. The record is from the annotation of a GenBank genome assembly.
AUGACCAAUGAGGCUUCAAACGGCGAGCGAAUCCUCGUCCACGCCGACUCCGGCUGGUUCUCCGACAUUGCCAAGUGGCUUUUCAAGGAGUUCAGGAAGCAAGGUUAUCCAAUCACGUUCAUCACGGCUCCAAAUUGGGUGUUGAAGCUGUACGCCAAGCUCGGCAUCGACCCGAUCGUCGAAGCCGUGCUGCCAAGAGUUGGGCCAGAACUGCGUUUUGAUAACACGAAGUCGAAACAACUCCUGAACAUCUCCUACAUGGAUGUCCGACAAUCCGUGAUCGACAUGAUCUACUCCAUGAUCGAGCACGACAUGAUCAGAGUCCCACCAAAAAUCAUCGCCAUUCAG